Molecule: messenger RNA, 4450 nt
Organism: Aegilops tauschii subsp. strangulata
Lineage: Eukaryota; Viridiplantae; Streptophyta; Magnoliopsida; Poales; Poaceae
Biological process (GO): carbohydrate metabolic process
Molecular function (GO): oxidoreductase activity; zinc ion binding; NAD binding
Source: RefSeq, a predicted model, not a curated record
GUGGAGUCCUCGUGUGUCACUCUUCCUGACUUGCUCACUCCCCUGUCCGCUUUCGCUCUGCUCGCCUCUGCUUCGGGCUGGUCGUCGCCGUCGGCGAGCGAGAUCACACGCCACUAGCGGGAUGUCGCCGUCGUCCUCGGCGGCGAAGGUCGUCGCCUUCGUCGGCGCCGACGGGCUGAGCGCCGCGCUCGCCGCUUCUUUCACCCGCUCCGGCGCGAUCGUCCGCUUCUACAUCGACCCCAAGGCGGAUGGAUCGGCGGCGACGGCGCUCGCGGAGCAGGGCGGCGGCGUCCGAUGCGCCAGCCCCGCCGAAGCCACGCGAGAUUCUGCGCUGGUCGUUGUGCUCAGUGACGCCGAUGGUGUAGAUGAGUUGUUCUUUGGAGCUCAGGGUAUAGUGAAAGGAUUGUGCAAAGAGGCCAUUGUAUUAAUUCGAUCGACGUUGGUGCCUAGUCAUCUUGAGAAGUUGGGCCAGAAGCUUGCAGAUGAGAAGAAGGGUAUCUUCCUUCUUGAUGCUUACAUUUUUAGUGGUUUAUCUGAUGAACUGAAACAAAAUAUUGUCGUUGUUGCAUCUGGGAGAAAGGAUGUAGCAGAAAGAGCUGGACAGUUCUUCUCCGGUCUUGACAAAACCAUUUACUUUGUCGAAGGUGAAUUUGGCUGCAGCAGCAAAAUUAGGUUGGUUAAUGAUUUGCUGGAGAGCAUUCAUUUUGUUGCUUCUACUGAAGCAAUGUUUAUUGGUGUUCGAGCUGGGAUUCAUCCAUCAAUUAUCUACGACAUAAUAUCAAAUGCUGCAGGAAGCUCAAGGAUUUUUGUGGAGGUGGUCCCGAAAAUUUUGAGUGAAGAUCCAUUGCUUAUUGAUUUUCUGAAGUCACUAAAGAAACAUGCAAGCUACGUGAUGGAUACGGCUAAAGCAGCAACGUUCCCUCUGCCACUUCUAGCUGUUGCCUAUCAACAAUUAAUACAUGGUUCUUCAGGAGUAAUUAGAGAUGAAUCCGCUUCGCCGUUGAAGGUUUGGGAACAACUAUUUGGAGUAAACAUCGUAGAUGCUGCCAGUCAACAAAUCUAUGACGCAAGCAAAUUAGCUGACCAGCUUGUUAUGGCCUCGAAAGCAGCAAAGAGGAUCGGCUUUAUUGGUCUUGGAGCUAUGGGCUUUGGAAUGGCAUCUCAUUUGUUAAAAUCAGGGUUCUCCAUAACUGCUUAUGAUGUCUACAAGCCAACACUGGCCAGGUUUGCUGCUUUAGGUGGAUUGACUAAAGAUUCUCCUGAGGAAGUAUCAAGAGAUGCGGAAAUCCUUAUCAUCAUGGUUGCAAAUGAAGUUCAAGCUGAAAGUGUCCUAUAUGGAAAUGCUGGUGCUGUGUCAGGUUUGCCAGCAGGAACAUCCAUCAUUCUGUCAUCUACAGUUUCUCCUGGCUUUGUGACUCAACUCAAAGGAAGAUUGGAAGCUGAAUGCCGAGAGAUAAAGUUGGUUGAUGCUCCGGUAUCUGGUGGUGUCAAGAGAGCAGCGGACGGGACACUAACUGUAAUUGUUUCGGGAACAGAUGAAGCUCUGCAUUGUACGGGUAGAGUUUUGUCAGCACUAAGUGAGAAACUAUAUCUCAUCAAAGGAGGAUGCGGAGCUGCGAGUUCUGUUAAAAUGGUGAACCAACUUCUUGCUGGGGUCCAUAUAGCCUCAGCAGCUGAAGCAAUGGCGUUUGGUGCUCGAUUAAAUUUGCGAACAAGAAGAGUUUUCGAAAUUAUUCAACAUGCAAGAGGUUACUCGUGGAUGUUUGGAAACCGUGUGCCACACAUGCUUGAUAAUGAUUAUACACCUUUAUCUGCGGUGGACAUAUUCGUCAAGGAUCUUGGUAUAGUAUCUCGUGAAAGCUCCAACUUGAGGAUCCCAUUGCAUGUCUCUAGUGUUGCUCAUCAGCUGUUUGUUUCAGGCUCUGCUUCUGGAUGGGGUCGAUAUGAUGAUAGUGCUGUUGUAAAGGUAUAUGAGACAUUAUCUGGAGUAAAAGUAGAAGGAAGACCACCCAUGCUUAAUAAAGAAGAUGUUCUGCGUUCUCUUCCUGUUGAGUGGCCAGAAGUUCCAAUGGAUGAUCUUGUUUCCUCUGCAUCUCAUGAUAGCAAAAAGGUUCUUGUAGUUUUAGAUGAUGAUCCAACUGGAACUCAAACAGUUCACGAUAUAGAGGUCUUAACUGAAUGGCCAGUUGAAGCCCUCACAGAGCAGUUUCUGAAACUACCAACCUGCUUUUUUAUUUUGACAAACUCCCGUUCAAUGAUUGCUAAUAAGGCCGCACUGUUAGUAAAAGAUAUCUGCAGAAAUCUUGAAGCUGCAGCAAAGACUGUCCCUGGUAUUAGUUAUACAGUGGUCUUGCGAGGUGAUUCCACUCUACGUGGCCAUUUCCCAGAGGAAGCUGAUGCAGUUGUUUCAGUAUUAGGUGACAUGGAUGCUUGGAUAAUAUGCCCAUUCUUCCUUCAAGGUGGGCGGUACACUAUUGAUGAUAUUCAUUAUGUUGCAGACUCUGAAAGAUUGAUUCCUGCUGGUGAGACUGAGUUUGCCAAGGAUGCAGCUUUUGGCUAUACAUCUUCCAAUCUCAAACAGUGGGUUGAAGAAAAGACUAAAGGAGGGAUUUUGGAGAACCAAGUUUCAACAAUUUCCAUAAGUCUUUUACGUAAAGAAGGACCAGAUGCAGUCUGUCAGCUUCUCUGCAGCUUGGAGAAGGGCUCUGUGUGUAUUGUCAACGCUGCCAGUGAAAGGGACAUGAAUGUCUUUGCUGCUGGAAUGAUCCAGGCUGAAUUGCAAGGAAAGCGGUUUCUGUGCCGCACAGCUGCAAGUUUUGUGAGUGCUAGAAUUGGAAUCAAGCCAAAGCCACCUAUCCGCCCAAAUGACCUUGGAUUAAAAAGAAAUUUAGCGGGAGGCCUCAUAGUUGUUGGUUCUUAUGUGCCAAAAACUACGAAGCAGGUCGACAAGCUUCGUUCACAAUGCGCACAAUCCCUCAGAGUGAUAGAGGUAUCCGUUGAGAUGAUCUCACUGAAAUCAACUGAGGAGAGAGACCAAGAAAUCAGCAGAAUUGUUGAAUUGGGAAAUGCUUAUAUACAGUCCGGGAGAGACACGCUAGUCGUCACCAGCCGCCAACUCAUUACCGGAAAAACUCCUGAAGAAAGCUUAGAAAUUAAUUACAAAGUGAGCUCAGCACUAGUAGAGAUUGUGCGAAGAAUUGAUAGUCGACCCCGUUACAUCCUUGCAAAGGGAGGAAUCACUUCAUCUGAUCUUGCUACAAAAGCUUUGGAAGCUCGGCGUGCCAAAGUAAUGGGACAAGCUUUAGCUGGUGUGCCUUUGUGGCAGCUUGGCCCUGAGAGUAGACAUCCUGGUGUCCCCUACAUUGUUUUUCCUGGUAAUGUUGGUGAUAACAGUGCUCUUGCAGAAGUGGUCCAGAAUUGGGCUUGCCCUUCUAGAAGUUCAACAAAAGAACUUCUCCUUAACGCGGAGAAGAGUGGCUAUGCAGUUGGUGCUUUCAAUGUAUAUAAUCUUGAGGGAAUUGAAGCUGUAAUUGCAGCUGCUGAGGCUGAAGAAAGUCCUGCUAUCCUGCAGGUUCAUCCCAGUUCCCUGAAGCAAGGUGGAGUUCCGUUGGUAGCAUGCUGCAUUGCUGCAGCAGAACGAGCCAACGUACCUAUCACCGUCCAUUAUGAUCACGGGGCUGACAAGCAUGAUUUGCUUGGGGCUCUUGAAAUGGGAUUUGAUUCAGUCAUGGUGGAUGGUUCCCAUCUAACUUUAGAAGAGAACAUCUUAUACACAAAGAACAUAUCUUCCCUGGCUCAUGCUGAAGGCAUGCUUGUGGAAGCUGAACUUGGGAGACUAUCAGGCACUGAAGAUGGCCUGACAGUUGAAGAAUAUGAAGCGAGAUUUACUGAUAUUGCUCAGGCUGAGCAGUUUAUUGAUGAAACUGGUAUUGAUGCAUUAGCAGUAUGCAUUGGGAAUGUUCAUGGAAAAUAUCCUCCCAGUGGACCAAACCUGAGACUUGAUUUGCUAAAGGAACUUCGCGCAUUAACUAUGAAGAAAGGAGUUAGCUUGGUACUUCAUGGAGCAUCUGGCCUCCCCCAUGAACUUGUAAAGGAAUGCAUAGAUUUGGGGGUGAGGAAAUUCAACGUGAACACGGAGGUCCGCAACAGCUACCUGCAGUCACUCAAGAAGCCAGAAAAAGACCUGGUUCAGGUCAUGGCGUCCGCCAAGGAAGCAAUGAAAGCUGUUGUAGCAGAGAAGAUGCGCCUCUUCGGAUCCGCAGGCAAAGCCUGAAUGUAGCGAUACAAUGAAAACUGGAGCCAGCAACACUCCACCAUUAGGGGUGUUGCAUGGCCAUUUUAGCGAUCCUGCUAGGCUUGUGACAGCGAAUUGCCCGAACCAGUUUCGUAAUAAAACACUGAUACAGUUGCGUGAAGAAAUAAAGUAACAAAAAAUAGUAAAUCGCAGCAA